AGAGACUGGAAGAGGGCAUUAAUAUGAAGGAACUAGGUCCUCCCGGUCCUUGUGAAGAUCUUUGGGGACAGAUGCCUCCCCCUCCUUGAAAUGGCCUUGUUCUUGCAGCUUUUCGUGGAAAGAUCUCUGGCUUGGAGCCCAUCUCUGGUCCCCGUUUGCUAUGUGACCUUGGGCGAGUCACUACCCUUCUCCGGGCCCCUGUUAGCCCUAAAGCUUCCUCCAACGCUAAAACUCUUAAUUUUGCAGAAAAGCUUAAGCAGUUACAAGACUGGCCCGUCUACUGAGGCCGCUUUGCCCAGAUGACGUGGAGUUGACCGAAACUUCUUUCUUCAAUCAUGGAUGGAAUGAAGCGACCUAUGUAUUGGGUCGUUUUUAUUAUUUUACCAUCGGUUUCAAAUUGCAUGUCUCAAGGCUCAUUAAUGUUUUCCUAAAAUUGUCAUGGGAUCCUUGUCCUAAUUCCUGGCCAUCUUUUUUAAAAUUAGAGACAGGCUGAGAAUUAGAGACAUGGUGAGCUUGUGGUAUCAUCAUCUCUGGUCUCGUAACUACUGAGGCUCUCUUUCCUUUGAUCCAGAUGGUGUGGUGGCUCGAUUCUCCCAGUGCCUGGCUGAGUUUCGGACGUGGUUAAGAACCAACUGGUUGAGGUUCAAUGCAGACAAGACGGAUGUGAUGCUGUAGAAAAUGUGCAUCAGAUGUUUAUGUUUAAUUGGUUUACAGACUGUCUGUGGACUCUUUUCCUGUCAAAUUACCAGCCAUCUGUUGAGUCUUCGAGUCCAGGAGGUUCAGCAACAUCAGAUGACCAUGAAUUUGAUCCAUCAGCUGACAUGCUGGUUCAUGAUUUUGAUGAUGAACGAACAUUAGAAGAGGAAGAAAUGAUGGAAGGAGAAACAAACUUCAGUUCUGAAAUAGAGGAUCUUGCAAGGGAAGGAGACAUGCCAAUUCAUGAACUUCUCAGUCUUUAUGGUUAUGAUAGUACUAUUCGACUACCUGAAGAAGAUGAGGAGGAGGAAGAAGAGGAAGAAGAAGGAGAAGAUGAUGAAGAUGCUGAUAAUGAUGAUAACAGUGGCUGUAGUGGGGAAAAUAAAGAAGAGAAUAUAAAGGACUCAUCAGGUCAAGAGGAUGAAACUCAGUCUUCCAAUGAUGAUCCGUCACAAUCUGUUGCUUCUCAAGAUGCCCAAGAAAUAAUCCGCCCACGUCGAUGUAAAUAUUUUGAUACUAAUAGCGAAAUAGAAGAAGAAUCUGAAGAAGAUGAAGAUUAUAUUCCAUCAGAAGACUGGAAAAAGGAGAUUAUGGUGGGCUCCAUGUUUCAAGCAGAGAUUCCAGUUGGCAUUUGUAGAUACAAAGAAAAUGAAAAAGUGUAUGAAAAUGAUGAUCAGCUCCUGUGGGACCCUGAGUACUUACCGGAAGAUAAAGUGAUUGUAUUUCUUAAGGAUGCAUCUAGAAGAACAGGUGAUGAGAAAGGUGUAGAAGCAAUUCCUGAAGGAUCUCACAUAAAAGACAAUGAACAGGCAUUAUAUGAGUUGGUUAAAUGCAAUUUUGACACAGAAGAAGCAUUGAGAAGAUUAAGAUUUAAUGUAAAAGCGGCUAGAGAGGAAUUAUCUGUUUGGACAGAAGAAGAGUGUAGAAAUUUUGAACAAGGGCUAAAGGCCUAUGGAAAGGAUUUUCAUUUGAUUCAGGCUAAUAAAGUUCGAACAAGGUCAGUUGGUGAAUGUGUAGCAUUCUAUUAUAUGUGGAAAAAAUCUGAACGUUACGAUUUCUUUGCUCAGCAAACACGGUUUGGAAAAAAGAAAUAUAAUCUUCAUCCUGGUGUAACGGAUUAUAUGGAUCGUCUUCUAGAUGAAAGUGAAAGUGCUGCCUCUAGUCGAGCACCGUCCCCUCCCCCAACUGCCUCAAACAGUAGUAACAGCCAGUCUGAGAAAGAAGAUGGCACUAUCAGCAAUAGUAAUCAGAAUGGGGUGUCAUCUAAUGGACCAGGUGAAAUGUUGAACAAAGAAGAAAUCAAAGUUGAAGGGUUACACGUUAAUGGACCAACAGGUGGAAAUAAGAGACCACUUCAUGCAGACAUGGAUACUAAUGGUUAUGAAACAGAUAACCUUACCACUGACCCAAAACUUGCCCAUAUGACUGCAAGAAAUGAAAAUGAUUUUGAUGAAAAAAGUGAGAGACCUGCCAAAAGGCGAAGGGUAAACAGCAAUGGAAAAGAAAGUCCCGGUUCUUCUGAAUUUUUCCAAGAAGCAAUGUCACAUGGGAAAUUUGAAGAACUUGAAAACACAGAUGACUAAAUUUUAGACUUGUUUUACUUUCUUUGGAGUAAAAUCUGGUGUGACUAAAAUUUUCAGGGUUGAUGGGUUACCUUAAAAAGUUGAUUUCCUUGAAGCAGUUGGUUAAAAUUUUGAAAAUUUGAAUUGAGUCCUAACUUUAGUAAGUUAAGAUUUCAUAAUUCUGCCCUUUGUAGACUUUUUACUUUAAAAGUGUAAAGACCCUGUUAAGGAUAAAACAAAUAGUUUAGUAAAUUUGAAUGAACUACAGAACUAUCUGUACCUUCUCAUUUGAUGUAUUAAUCUUAAAAGCUCACUACAGGUACUUUUUGCUUAGUUUUUGGUAGAGAAGAAAAAACCACAUUCAAAUUUCUGUUUAACACCAGUUUUUCUGAGUUUCUUGAGAUGUCUUUAUCUUUCACAAGAGACAUUUUUCUCUCCAUACAAAUUGAGUGUUAUUAUUAAGGAAACCCUUAUGAAUCCUGAAAGUUAUGCUAGCAUGAUUUUUUUAUAUAUAGAAGUUUAAAAAUAAACCAAGUCAGGUUUGUAUAUGUAAAAUUGUUGACAUCAAUGAUGUCUUUCCAUAUUCUUAUCUGGGCUUAAGAAAUACAUUCUGUAUUUUUCCAGAUUCUUUGUAGCCUUUGAAAGAUUUUUACAGUACAUAUGUCUUGACUGAGCUGUCCUUUCUUAAUACAAAAGCUUGUAUAAUUUUCUUAACUUGUACAGUUGGUAAACUUUUAUGAGAGGAAUUGAUAUUCUGAGUCUGUCAGCUUUCAUUUUAUUUUGCUAAGGUUUUUCUAAUGAAUUUUUAAGUGUUUGUGUAGUAACUAAGUCAUGUUUCUUAUACAGGUGGUAAAAGCAUUCAUAAAGGAUUGUGAAAAUUUGUUUUUUCAAAUUUCUACUUAAGGACAAAUAGUUUGAGAAUUUUGAAAUUAAGCAUGAUACCUAGAUUGCAUAGUUUGUUUUGCGUUUGCUAUAAUUUUCAAAAUUAUUUUUGAAGCAAGACAAAAGUUUGAUGUUGGUUUAAGUGCUUCAUUCAAUAUAUCAUGCUGACCAGAAUCCUGUUCAGUUAUUUUUAUAUGCAUUAUAAAAUUUCCCAUUUUUGCAUUAACUAAACGGGAAAAGGUCAAGCAAUAUUUAGAUGUUGGCGCACACAAGGAGUUGGCAGAUAACAAUAUUGGUUUUAUGAGGAAAAAGUGAUGUUCCAAAAUGAUAAGAUGUAUAACCAUUGCUCUGUGUGAUUACAAAUAGGACCAUCCAUUUGCAUAGCCUUGCAAGAGUGCCAUUUUAUUUUUAGUGCAAAAUUCUUGUUAAAAAUGUAGUUUUAUACAGCUGAUAGACCAACCUAUAUCCAAACUUUUAUAAAAGAUUAUUAACUAUUCUUGUUUUUUCACACAGGCAUACCCCAAAUGCUUCUGAUUCAUUUUCAGCCAUCAGUUCAAGAGCUAAUGCCUUUUUAAAAUAAAUCUUCUGUGGUCUUGUUUUUAAUGGCUCAACUGUUUUAUGCAAUUGAGUAAAGAUUUGCACUGAGAAGUUAUGGUUUAGGUUACCCCAUGAAGUAUUACUAUUAACGUAUGUUCAGUCUGCUUCCUUCCACCAAUGUGAACAACUCUUUUCCCCAAACAGUGUUAAAAAGCCACUUUACAACACCUGACUUCAUUUAAUGCACAUUCACUGUUACAUACAUACCUGAGUAAAUCAAAGUUUUGGGUGGAAGUGUUGAGAAGUGUGAAUUUUUUGUUGCUUGUUUUGUUUUACCUACAACAUUAAUUUAUCCAGAAUGGCAGCUUUAGCAGAUGGUCACAAUCCAUUUUCUAAAUCAGUUUUUAUUACAUGAAUCCAAAGUAUCCUAGCUCUCUGUCAAAGAUGAUCUAGAGAAGUGUUUCUCUGUCAAAGAUGAUCUAGAGAAGUGUUUCAAAUGAAGAGUGAUGCUGUACUUUUUAAGUUGUUGCAAUAUUAGAGAUGCUAUUUUCACCUUUUUUUAAAGAUGCAUUUUGUUUGCAGGUUUGUGAAGUUCUUGGAAACUAAUACUACAGGAACAUUUUUAGUACAUUCUCAGGCAUGUCUGCACAUAUGGCACAUGUAUACAUGUUAGGAAAUUUUACUUUUCUUAAUCUUAUCUUUUUAAAGUAUGCCUAAUGAAAGACAUUCCACUAUUAUAAUACAUAAUGCUCAGCUUUUCAUGAACAAAUAUUUAACACACUUUGUUCUUCAUAAUGCAGCCACUAUAACUUGAUAAGUCAUUGCACUACUUUAAAAUUUUUAGUAAUAUCAUGAAUUUAAUUUGCUUUAAGAUUUAGUACAUUUCAUAACUCUUGAACUCUUUAACAAACUGCAUUGGGAAAAGAAGCCUUUGUUAAUACUUAGUUUCCCCCACCCUAUACCCACCCUCAGCAAAGCACUAUUAUUUUCAUCUGAAAUGAUAUUGUUUUAUAAUGUGUUUUCAAAUAGAGUUCAGAAUCUGCAACUCAGUUCAACACAAGUGUGUUGAGCUUUAAAAUGUAUUUGAAUAUUUAAAUAGGCAUUUAAAAUUAUGAAUUAGAUGUUUUUAAAUUUAUGCCUAGUAAUUUUUGCACUGUAAAAUAAUUCCUUUUCCCAUUCCCUGUCUGCCAUUCUGAAUAUGCUUAUUAAAAUAUUUUUUUAAACAUA
Callorhinus ursinus (northern fur seal) is the source of this 4904-nucleotide messenger RNA. It is a transcript of the gene MIER1, whose product is annotated as MIER1 transcriptional regulator. Gene Ontology annotation, biological process: negative regulation of transcription by RNA polymerase II. Gene Ontology annotation, cellular component: nucleoplasm. Gene Ontology annotation, molecular function: histone deacetylase binding; transcription corepressor activity. Lineage: Eukaryota; Metazoa; Chordata; Mammalia; Carnivora; Otariidae. The record is from RefSeq and is a predicted model, not a curated record.